AAGUAUCAUUGGAAACCUCGAUAUUGGAAGAGACAGAGUGCGAGUCGGUCUGGUACAGUUCAGUAAUUACGCAGAAACUGAAUUCUAUCUGAACACUUAUUCUUCUGAAGAUAAAAUUCUGCUUCAUGUGCAAGGACUCCGAUUGAGAGGUGGGACGCCAUUAAACACUGGAGCAGCACUCGACUAUGUUUAUAGAAAUCACUUCAUCAGAUCUUCAGGAAGUAGGAAAGAGGAAGGGGUUCCUCAGUUACUGGUGCUCAUCACUGCUGGGAGAUCCAGAGAUUAUAUCAAACAAUCUGUGGAUGCACUGAAACGAGCUGAAGUAACAAUGUUUGCUAUUGGAACCAGGAAUGCAGACUCAGCACAACUCAGAGAGAUUGCAAGUGACCCUAGUUUGCUUCUCAGUGUUGAAGAAUUCCGCUCCCUGCCUCAUACACAGGAGCAGCUGAUGAUUUCAAUGUCAAAUCCACCUGCACCACCAGAAUCGACAGACCGCCCAAGUGUUCCAGUAAACCCAGAAAAGAUAAGCAAACGAGACAUUGUGUUCCUUAUCGAUGGGUCAGACUAUGUUGGGAACAGAGAUUUUCCUUUUGUACGUGACUUUCUCUCAAGUAUCAUCGAAAACCUCGAUAUUGGAAGAGACAGAGUGCGAGUCGGUCUGGUCCAGUUCAGUAAUUACGCACAAACUGAAUUCUAUCUGAACACUUAUUCUUCUGAAGAUGAAAUUCUGCCUCAUGUGCAAGGACUCCGACUGAGAGGUGGGACGCCAUUAAACACUGGAGCAGCACUCGACUAUGUUUAUAGAAAUCACUUCACCAGGUCUUCUGGAAGUAGGAAAGAGGAAGGGGUUCCUCAGUUACUGGUGCUCAUCACUGCUGGGAGAUCCAGAGAUUAUAUCAAACAAUCUGUGGAUGCACUGAAACGAGCUGAAGUAACAAUGUUUACUGUUGGAACCAGGAAUGCAGACUCAGCACAACUCAGAGAGAUUGCAAGUGACCCUAGUUUGCUUCUCAGUAUUGACGAAUUCCGCUCUCUGCCUCAUACACAGGAGCAGUUGAUGAUUUCAAUGUCAAACCCACCUGCAGCACCAGAAUCGACAGACCGCCUAAGUGUUCCCGUAAAUCCAGGUGUGCCAGAUGGAGGAAGCAAGAGAGACAUUGUGUUCCUUAUCGAUGGGUCAGACUAUGUUGGAAACGAUGAUUUUCCUUUUGUACGUGACUUUCUCUCAAGUAUCAUCGAAAACCUCGAUAUUGGAAGUGACAGAGUGCGAGUCGGUCUGGUACAGUUCAGUAAUUACGCAGAAUCUGAAUUCUAUCUGAACACUUAUUCUUCUGAAGAUGAAAUUCUGCCUCAUGUGCAAGGACUCCGAUUGAGAGGUGGGACGCCAUUAAACACUGGAGCAGCACUCGACUAUGUUUAUAGAAAUCACUUCACCAGGUCUUCAGGAAGUAGGAAAGAGGAAGGGGUUCCUCAGUUACUGGUGCUCAUCACUGCUGGGAGAUCCAGAGAUUAUAUCAAACAAUCUGUGGAUGCACUGAAACGAGCUGAAGUAACAAUGUUUGCUAUUGGAACCAGGAAUGCAGACUCAGCACAACUCAGAGAGAUUGCAAGUGACCCUAGUUUGCUUCUCAGUAUUGACAAAUUCCGUUCUCUGCCUCAUACACAGGAGCAGCUGAUGAUUUCAAUGUCAAACCCACCUGCAGCACCAGAAUCGACAGACCGCACAAGUGUUCCCGUAAAUCCAGGUGUGCCAGACGGAGGAAGCAAGAGAGACAUUGUGUUCCUUAUCGAUGGAUCUGACAAUGUCGGGAAAAGAAAUGUUCCUUUUGUCCGUGAUUUUCUCACAAGUAUUAUAGAAAAUCUUGAUAUUGACAGUGACAAAGUGCAAGUCGGACUGGUACAGUACAGCAAUUUUGCAGAAACUGAAUUCUAUCUGAACACUUAUUCUUCUGAAGAUGAAAUUCUUUCCCAUGUGGAAGGACUAAGACUGAGAGGUAGGAAUACUCUUAAUACUGGAGCAGCACUGGAUUAUGUCCUUAGAAAUCACUUUACCAGAUCUUCAGGAAGUAGAAAAGAGGAAGGUGUUCCUCAGUUAUUGGUGCUCAUCACUGCUGGAAGAUCUAGUGAUGAUUUUAAACUACCUGCGGAUGCAUUGAAGCAAGCUGCAGUCAUUAUCUUUGCCAUAGGAACCAAAGAUGUAGACCCAGCACAAUUAAAAGAAAUUGCAAUUGACCCUAGUUUGGUCUUCAGCAUUCAAGAAUUCAGCUCUCUGCCAAAUAUACAGGAGCAGUUAAUGACACCAUUAUCAACUCUGGCUGCCUCAAGAGUACCAACUCAAAGGCCAACUGUUGCUGUUACACAAGUUGCUUCUGAAGAAGGGAUGAAGAGAGAUAUUGUGUUCCUUAUCGAUGGAUCAGAUAAUGUUGGAAGCACACAUUUUGCUCUUGUCCGUGAUUUUCUCAUAAAUAUAAUAGAGAAUCUCGAUAUUGGACUUGGCAGAGUUCAAGUAGGUCUGAUACAGUACAGCACAUACGCAGAUACUGAGUUCUACUUGAACACCUACUUAUCCAAGGCUGAUAUUCUGUCUCAUGUGAGAAGACUGAGGCUGAAAGGUGGGGCCAGACGGAAUACGGGUGCAGCCAUGGAUCAUGCCUAUCGAUACCAUUUCAUCAACUCUGCAGGAAGUAGGAAAAGCAAUGGCGUUGCUCAGUUUUUGGUGCUCAUCACUGGUGGAACAUCUAGCGAUGAUGUUAAUCGAGCUGCUGCUGCAUUGAAACGAGCUGCUAUAAUGAGCUUUGCAGUCGGAGUCAAGAAUGCAGCUUUAGCAGAGCUGAAUGAGAUUGCCAUUGAUCCCAGUUUAGUCUUCAGUUUAAGUGAAUUCCGUUCUUUACGAAAUAUACAAGAGGACGUGACAACACUAUUGUCAACUCUGCCUUCUCCACGGGUAAUACCUGAAGAGCCAACUGUUGUCAUUGAACCAGUUGCACCAGAAGGAGGAAUUAAGAGAGACAUUGUGUUCCUCGUUGAUGCAUCAGACAAUGUUGAAAGGACAAAUUUUCCUUUAGUCCGUGACUUUCUGUCAAGUAUAUUGGAACACCUCGAUAUCGGAAGUGACAGAGUGAGAAUCGGUCUGGCGCAGUAUAGUAAUUACGCAGAAACAGAAUUCUAUCUGAAUACGUAUUCUUCUGAAGAUGAAAUUCUAACGCAUGUGAAAGGGCUCAGACUAAGAGGCGGGAGGACCCUUUACACAGGAGCAGCAUUGGACUCUGUCCUCCGCUAUCAUUUCACUAGAUCUGCAGGAAGUAGGAAAGAUGAAGGUGUUCCUCAGGUGUUGGUACUCAUCACUAGUGGAAGCUCUGGAGAUGAUGUUAAACCACCUGCAGAUAAAAUGAAGCAAGAUGCUUUGGUAACCUUUGUUAUAGGAGCCAGGAAUGCUAACCCAGCCCAGAUGAAAGAAAUUGCAAGUAACCCAGGUCUGGUCUUCAGCGUACAGGAAUUCCAAUCCCUACCAGACAUAAAGGAACAAGUGACAUCCUCAUUACUGACAUUGGCUGCUCCACCAAUAACUGAGGACAAGACAAAAGUAAUUGCUGAAAGAGUAACGGAUACUGUUGCAGAAGUUACACCCGAAGCUGAGAACAAGAAAGAUAUUGUGUUUCUGAUUGAUGAAUCCGAUAAUAUUGGGAAUUCAAAUCUACCAUAUGUGCGUGACUUUAUCAUAAGAAUAAUUGAGAACCUGGACAUUGGACGUGACAGAGUGCAAGCUGGGUUGGUACUGUACAGUAAUAAUCCUGAAACUGAGUUUUACCUUAACUCCUACACAAGAAAGGAUGAACUGCUGUCUCUACUGAGAAUGCUCAGAUUUAAAGGUGCCAGGACAGCCAACACUGGCAAAGCAUUGGACUUUGUCCUCAGAUACCACUUUACCAAGUCUUCAGGCAGCAGAAAAGAGGAGGGUGUUCCUCAGUUUUUAGUGCUGAUUACUGGUGGGAAGUCUGGGGAUGAUAUCAAAGCAUCUGCAACUGCAUUGAAACAAGCUGCUAUAAUGACCUUUGCCAUUGGAGUCAGAAAUAUGGACACAGCUCAACUAAAUGAAAUGGCAUUUGAACCCAGUUUGGUUUACAAUCUAAGGGAUUUCUAUUCACUAUCAGAUGUGCAAGAAAAAAUAUUGCCCCAAAUACAAAGGCUGCGUGUUCCACAAAUAAUUAUCGAUGAGCUAAAAGUAGACAUUCGACAACCGACUGUUACACCUACAGAAGUUCCUGCAGUCAGAAAGAGAGAUAUCGUCUUCCUAAUUGCUGGAUCGUCUGGGAUGGGAAGAUCAUUUGUUCAAGUCCGAGAGUUUCUGAAGAAAAUAAUCCAGGAGCUUGAUAUUGGACCGGAGAAAGAUCAAGUGGCCGUGGUACAAUACAGUUUUGACCCAAAACUUGAAUUUGACCUCACCACUCAUUCAACUAGAGAUACAGUUUCAGAUGCAAUUAAAAAGCUGAGAUUGAAACCAGGAAGACCCCUCAAUACUGGUGCUGCACUGGACUAUGUCACAAGGAAUGUCUUCAGUCCAUCCGCAGGGAGCAGAGGAGCUGAUGGAGCUUCACAAAUCCUGGUACUCAUCACUGUUGAGAAAUCCAGCGAUGAUGUUGGACAGGCAGCAGAUGCAAUGAAACAGGCUGGUAUCGUGCCCAUUGCUAUUGGAGCCAAGAAUGCAGAUACAGCAGAACUACAACAGAUAGUGUCUCAUCCUGACUCUGCUUUCAGACUGGGAGACUUCCAAGAAUUGCCAAAUAUUCAACAAGAGUUAUUGUCGAAAGUUAGAGCAGUGUUUGUGGUUGUGGAACCAACAGUUCCCACUGAAGUUGUACGAAGGGAAAUGAGUGAGAGAGAUGUUGUCUUCCUUAUCGAUGGAUCAGACAAUGUUGGAAACACCAAUUUACCUUAUGUCAAGGACUUCAUCACAAGAAUAAUUCGGAACUUAGACAUUGGAAAUGACAGGGUGCGAGUAGGUCUGGCACAGUACAGUGACGACACCGAAGCUGAAUUCUAUCUAAACACAUACUCUUCGGAAGCUGACCUUCUGUCUCAUAUCAGAAGCUUCACAUUGAGAGGGGGGGCAACGGUCAACACUGGUUCAGCAUUGGAUUUUGCCAGUAAAUACUAUUUCACUAGUUCUGCAGGAAGUCGAAUAAAAGAAAACAUCCCUCAGUUUUUGAUACUUGUUACUAGUGGAAGAUCGGAUGAUGAUGUAGAAGCACCAUCAGAUGCUUUGAAACGAGCUGCAGUAAUGACCUUUCCUGUUGGAGUCAGUCACACAGACCCAGCCCAGUUAGAAGAGAUGGCAAUUGACCCAAGUUUGAUCUUCAGUGUAAAUGAUUUCCACUCUCUGCCAGACUUACUGAAUCAGAUGAUAAUACCACUGACCACACUGGCAGUUCCAACAGUUAUCGAAGAACCAAUAACUAUUGAAGACAAAGUGGUUACAACAGAAGCCAGGAAGAGAGAUAUUGUCUUCCUAAUUGAUGGGUCUCCUGGAAUGGGAAGAUCCUUUCCUCUAGUCCGUGAUUUUGUUAAGAAAGUAGUUCAGGAGCUUGAAAUUGGACCUGACAAAGACCAAGUUGCUGUGGUACAAUACAGUUCUGACUCAAGAGUUGAAUUUGGCCUCAAUACUCAUUCCACCAAAGAUGAGGUAUUCAAUGCAGUACAAAAGCUGAGACUGAAAACAGGGAGACCCCUCAACACCGGUGCUGCACUGAACUAUGUCACAAGGAAUGUCUUCAGUCCAUCUGCAGGGAGCAGAGGCAUUGCUGGAGCUACGCAAAUCCUGGUGCUCAUCACCGCUGGGAAAUCCAAAGAUGAUGUUGGACAGGCAGCAGAUGCAAUGAAGCAGGCUGGUAUCGUGCCCAUUGCUAUUGGAGCCAAGAUGGCCGAAACAGCAGAGCUUCAUAAGAUCGUUUAUGAACCGAAUUUUGUUUUGAAACUGGGAGAUUUCAAGGAAUUACAAAGUAUUCAAAAGGAGUUGGUAGCUAAAGUUAAAACCGUUUUCAUUAUUGAGGAAAUAACUACUGUUAAUACUGAAGUCUCACCUGAAGAAGUGAACAAGAGAGAUAUUGUGUUCCUUAUAGAUGGAUCAGAGAAUGUUGGAAACACAAAUUUACAUCUUGUCCAUGAUUUCAUCAGAAAUAUAGUUGAGAAUCUAAAUAUUGGCAGUGACCGAGUGCGAGUGGGUCUAGCACAGUUCAGUCACAAUGCAGAAACAGAAUUCUAUCUUAACACCUACUCAUCAAAAGCUGACAUUCUGCGUCAUGUCAAAGGACUCCAGUUAAAAGGUGGCACAAUGCUCAAUACUGGCACAGCACUGGACUUUGUCUUGAGGAACCACUUCACUAGUCGUGCUGGAAGCAGAAAAGAGCAAGGGGUUCCUCAAUUUCUGGUGUUGUUCACUGGAGGUACAUCAAUGGAUGCUGUGAAACCAUUUGCAGAUAAACUAAAGCAAGCUGCCGUAACGACAUUUGCCGUUGGAGUACGACACGCAGAUUCAGCUGAGUUACAAGAAAUUGCAACUGGCCCCAAUUUAGUUUUCAGUGUCAAGGAAUUCCGAAAUCUACCCCAUGUACAGGAAAGGGUGAUGACACCAUUGUCGAUACUAACUGCUCCAACAGCAACAACUAAAGAGUCAAAUGUAAUUGCUGGUGAAUCAGCGGUUACGAGUGAAGAAGCUCCUGCAGCCAGGCAAACAGAUAUUGUCUUCCUUAUUGAUGGCACACUUGGAAUGGGUAAAGCAUUUCCCCUAGUUCGUGCAUUUCUGCUUAAAGUAAUCCAGGAACUCGACAUUGGCCCUGACAAAGAUCAAAUUGCUAUGGUGCAAUAUAGUCAUGACUCAAAAACUGAAUUCAGACUUAAUACUUACGCAAGUAAAGAUGAAGUAUUGGCUGCAACAACAUUGCUCAGACGGAAAACAGGAAGAGCCCUCAACACUGGCGCGGCACUGAACUAUGUUACAAGAAAUGUCUUUAUCGCAUCUGCUGGGAGCAGAAAAGAUAUGGGAGCUACACAGAUUCUGGUGCUGAUCACUGCUGGCAAGUCCAGGGAUGAUGUCGGACAGGCAGCACAUGCUUUAAAGAGAGCUGGUAUAGUGCCCAUUGUUAUUGGAGCCAAAGCUGUCCAUUCUGCAGAGCUACAACAGAUAGUUUAUUCUCCUGAUUUCAUCUUUAUACAAAAGACCUUUCAGACUAUAGCACAAAUCCAACAACAGUUGAUAUCGAUACUGAAAUCAGUUUCUCUUGAACCACUUGACGAUCAGCCUCAAUGAAUGAUAUGAUUGUUGUGCUUGUGGAUUUUUGUAUUGCACCAUUCAAGUUCCUCUCCAUAGAUUAAAACUACAGAAGAAUAAGGAAGAACAAUAGUCAUGAAUAAAUCACUGCAAUCAGAGCAACAUGAAGACUGACUAUCUUUGGAAGCCAUCCUUUUGACAAUAAUUUUCUGAUUUAUCUUAGUGUGUUCAACUAUCAGUGUAAAAUUAUAUCUAUAUAUCUGGCAUAUUUUAUAAAAUUAUUUACAAAUUAUAGUCAACAGAAUUAUCUGGGAUAAACAUGGGCAGAAUAUAAAGGAACUAGACAGCGCUGUUUACUCAAUUUCAUUGCUCCACACUCCAGCACCUUUUAGCAGUUUGAGAGAUUAUGGUUAAACAGGGACAGGGCAUGAUUGAAUGUUAAGUUAUCUCUAUCAUGAGCAAUUUUUUUUUGUUACGCUCAUUUUUUGUUUUGUUUGGGUUGCAUAUAAACACCAACUCUGAUCAGCUACUGCUUAGUAUGUAUGUAUAUUUCCAAAUCCAAUUUUCUCAGCUAUCUGUCUACUCAAGAAAUGAUCAGAAUUUCUUGUUCCCACCAAAUUAUCUCUUUCUAACUGCAUGGCUGCCAAAGUUCCAUCAAAAUUUGAAAGUAGCUCUCACAAACCAACCUGGGUUUAAAUCCUCUAUAUUCCAUCAGGAAUUUCUAAAGUAACAAAUAAAAGUUGAUUUUAAAAUGAAA
Molecule: messenger RNA, 8021 nt
Organism: Hemiscyllium ocellatum (epaulette shark)
Lineage: Eukaryota; Metazoa; Chordata; Chondrichthyes; Orectolobiformes; Hemiscylliidae
Product: collagen alpha-3(VI) chain
Exons: 13
Coding region: 329-7303 (2324 amino acids)
Source: RefSeq, a predicted model, not a curated record